AUGUCGCACCCCGACAUCCGGCGCCUCCAGCCCGGCGCCCGGUUCCACCAAGCGACGAUCCACAACGGCACGGUGUAUCUCGCCGGCCAAGUGGGGCGUGCCGCGGACCGCAGCACGUACGGCCAAACGGAAGAGAUCCUCCGCAAAGUCGACGCGCUCCUCGCCGAGGCGGGCACGGACAAGUCGCGCGUCCUGUCGGCGACGGUGUGGAUGACGGACAUCGCGGAAGCCGACGAGAUGAAUCGCGCGUGGGACGCCUGGGUUGACAAACAGAACAUGCCCGUGCGCGCGACGGUACAGUCGCGUCUCGUCGCCGACGACAUCACCGUCGAGAUCGGCGUCAUCGCGGCCCUGCCGUCGCCGGCCAAGAUCCUCGCGACAGACAAGGCCGCGGCGGCCGUCGGGCCGUAUAAUCAGGGCGUCGUGGUAGAUGAUGGCACAGUGUAUGUGAGCGGGUGCAUCGGGUUGCUGCCGGGCGAUGGCGGCAUGGUUGACGGCGGCGUGGAGGGGCAGACGAGGCAGGCGUUGGAGAACAUCAGAGCGAUUCUGAAUUCGACGGGGGCCGGGCCGAACGAUAUUGUGAAGACUGGUAUCUUGCUGGAUGACAUGGCGGAUUUUGCAAAGGUCAACGCUAUCUAUAAGGACUUUUUCGGAGCAGGAGAUGUGCCCGCGCGCUCGUGCUUUGCGGCAAAGGAGCUGCCAAAGGGGGCUCUCGUCGAGAUUGAAGCUACUGCUAAAUUGCCUUAUGUGUGACGCGGUGCGGGAGCACAUUUUGUUGUCAGACGGUUAAGGAAUGGGAUGGUUGCGCGCAGGGCGAUCUGAUCAAAACGCUUUGGACGCUCGGUCGCACUGAGGCCGACUAGCCAUGAAGACAGAUGUGUACGUCACUUGCGACAUGAAACCUGAACUGCACAAGACAGGACGUGCCUCGCAUGUCGACCUACAAUUGCCCUCGUGGUUCUACUCUGAUAGUGGCGGGCAUGUUGUCGAUGGGAAUUGAUCCUAUGCGACUCACAUGCUGGUCCUACAUUGCUUAGAGUAGUCCCCUUGAGCCGAAAUUUUGAAAGUUGCGGCGCGUGUGAUCCUUGAAGGCGACACCGUUGAUUGAAGAUGACUCUUUUUCUCGCGAUCAACAAGCAUCUCAGCCUAGUAGUUGCCGUUAGAUGUUUUUGUCUAUGGGGAUAGACGAAGGCACGAGAUAAAUGUCGUGAAGCGUGAGCUUUACUCGUAGAGGAGGUAGGGGUCUGCCAGAGCAGACGAAGAGGCAAAGUGAAGCCAUUUACUGAGACGCAUUAAUUUAUUGAAACGCCUGGCCGCCGUUGGCCACGGAUCAAAAAAACCCACUCCUUAA
This is a messenger RNA of Chondrus crispus (carragheen), 1351 nucleotides long. RefSeq lists its product as hypothetical. The transcript has 2 exons. The record is from RefSeq and is a predicted model, not a curated record. Lineage: Eukaryota; Rhodophyta; Florideophyceae; Gigartinales; Gigartinaceae. The coding region runs from base 1 to 753 and encodes 250 amino acids.